This is a messenger RNA of Rhipicephalus microplus (southern cattle tick), 3454 nucleotides long. RefSeq lists its product as uncharacterized. The record is from RefSeq and is a predicted model, not a curated record. NCBI's taxonomy places the organism in Eukaryota, Metazoa, Arthropoda, Arachnida, Ixodida, Ixodidae.
GCUCUUUCAACAAAAGGAAUGCUCUACCUAUACCUCAUCCUUGGUUUGACUACCAGGGCCCUUGCCGCUCUUGUCCCUGGAAGCUAUGGACCCGGAUAUACUACCUAUGCAUUGAGUCAUGGUAUCGGCUACUCUGGCGUUACCGGUUUUGGCGUCGGACAGGGUCUCGGCUAUGCCGUGUCAGCUCCUGUUGUGGGUGGUGCCGUUUCGACUGCCUACCACGCUCCUCCACGUGUUACGACUAUUCAUGCUGCUCCUGCCAUUACCACCUACGCUUCUGCUCCAGUAGUCACCACUUAUGCUACUGCACCAGCAGUAUCUAAGGUAGCAACAACCUAUCAUGCAGUACCAGCUGUGACUACCUACUCAAAUGGCCCAGCUGUAUCCGGUAUAGCCACCAGCUAUACAGAAACCCCAACACUUACUAGUGUUUACCGGAGUGCUCCAGCUGUGACGAAGGUAUUCCCCUCUACACCUGUUGUGGCUACCGCACCAGCGGUUACCACAUAUGCCGCUCCAGCUGUUGCAAAGGUUGCCACCACCUAUGCCACUGCACCGGUCAUAACUAGAGUAUACCAAAAUGCCCCUGCUUUGACAAGGAUAUACCAGUCGGCGUCUCCAUUUGUGGCUGCAGCUCCAGCUGUGCCUAAAGUUUCGACCACAUACAGCACCACCCCAGCCAUCACUCGCAUUUACCAGUCUGCACCUGCUGUUGCCAAAGUUGCCACCACCUAUGCCACAGCCCCAGCCAUAUCUAGGAUUUACCAAAGUGCUCCAACUGUGACGAGAACGUACCAAUCUGCUCCUAUUCUGGCCACAGGUCCAGGUGUUUCUAAAGUUUCCACCACAUACGCAGCUACUCCUGCCGUGACCAGGGUCUACCAGUCUGCGCCAGCUAUAUCUAAAAUUGCCACUUCAUACACUGCUUCCCCGGCUAUCACUCGAAUUUACCAGAGUGCGCCAGCUACAACCAAGGUUUACCAGUCAUCUCCGGCAUUCGUUCCAGCUCCAGCUGUUACUAAAGUGUCUGCCCCCUACGCUACUUCUCCAGCCAUCACAGAUAUCUACCAAGCUUCCCCAUUAGCAGCAGCUCCACCUGCCAUCACAUAUUCUGCUCCAGCCAUUGCCAAGGUUAAGGCAACAUACGCAACUUCUCCUGCGUUUUCUACACUCUUUCAAAGCGCGCCAGCUGUGAGGAAGUUUUACCAAAGUGCUCCAGUCAUUGCCGCUGGUCCAGCAGUUACGAAGGUGUCUACUACUUACACCGCAACACCAGCUGUUACACGCGUGUAUCAGUCGACUCCACUUGCGGCUGCUGCCCCAGCAGUAACCACAUACACGGCUCCAGCAGUCACAAAAGUGGCUUCAACUUACGCAUCUGCCCCAGCUAUUACUAGAGUCUACCAGGCUUCACCAGCGUUGACUAAAGUGUACCAGUCAGCACCUUUUGCUGUGGCUGCCCCCGCUGUCACUAAAGUAUCCAACACAUAUCCUUCUUCACCUGCAGUGACCCGUGUUUACCAAUCCGCACCCUUCGUGGCAGGAGGUCCAGUGAUCUCCACGUAUACUGCUCCAGCCACGGCUAAGGUCACCUCCACCUAUUCUUCUACUCCAAGUGUUACGAGAGUUUAUCAGAAUGCCCCAGCUAUAACUAAUGUGUACAAAACAGGACCAGCGUUUGUUACAGCCCCUGCAGUAGCCAAAGUUGCCACAACCUAUGCAUCUGCCCCUGCCAUCACCAGGGUCUACCAGAAUGCCCCAGCAUUUACAAGGUUCUAUAAGUCUGCACCAGCUGUAGCUACUGCUUCAGCCAUUGCCCAAGUUCCCGCUAGCUAUGUCGCGAGACCAGCCGUCACACGCGUGUUCCAGUCACCUCCAGUGGCUGCUGCUCCAGUUCUUACGACAUACACGACGCCCGCAGUAACAAAGGCCGCGACCACUUAUGCCUCUGCCCCGGCUAUCACGAGGAUUUCCCAAACUUCCACAGCAUUCACUAAGGUGUACAACUCCGCUCCAGCUGUUGUCCCUGUUUCAUCUGUUGCCAAAGUGGCCACCACGUAUUCUGACGCCCCUGCAGUUGCAGUUGUGGCGACUGCACCAGCUGUCAACACAUACAUGUCUCCAGCAGUUGCCAAAGUGGCCGCGGCUUACACAUCUGCACCAGCUAUCACUCGAAUCUACCAGACCUCUCCAGCUCUGACAAGAUUAUACCAAUCAGUUCCAGCAGUCAGUAAGGUGUACCAAGCUUCUCCAGUCGUUGUCUCUGCACCACCAACGGUAUCUAGGGUCUCCACCACAACAUACAGCAACCCACCAGCGUCAGCCCCUGCUCCAGCCAUUGCUUCAACGACCUACCAUUCUUCUCCCGUUAUAACAACUGUCGCUGCGGCCCCUGUUGCUCCAGUUUUGACAUCUCCUGCGGUCACUACCACCGCCUAUCACUCUUCGUCAGCUGCAGCCCCCGUUGCGGCAGCUCCCGUUGUCUCCAUUUCCUCAUCGCCAACAGUCACGGCAUCCUACCAAGCUGUUCCAAGUGUUGUCACUAACGUCGCUUCUCCAGCUGCUUCAGUGGCUGCUGCUCCUGCUGUCAUUACGUCCACUGAUCAGUCUAGUCCAGCCAUUGCAGCUGUCGCAGCCGCCCCACUUGCCUCCGUCUCCAACGCUCCUGUUGUCACCUCCACUACCACCUAUCAUUCUUCUCCAGCUGAAGCUUCAGUCGCGGCUUCUCCAGUGCUUCCUAUUGCCGCUUCACCGGCUGUAACUACGACCUAUCAUGCUGUUCCGGGUGUUCCCUCUGUUGCUGCUGCCCCGAGUGGCCCUGUUGCUCCGGUGUCUGCUGUCACUACGACAACCUACCACGAUACUCCAGCCAUAACAUCUGUUGGUCCGGCUCCGGUUACCUCCGUGGCCGCUGGUCAAGACGUCGCCACAACCACAUACCAUACACCCUCAGCUGUUGCGACAGUAGCCGCUGCCCCUGUGGCAUCUGUUGCCACUGCUCCAGCUAUCACUACAACCACUUACCAUGCUGACCCUACUGUGGGUGCUGUGGUGGCUUCUCCGGUUUUCGCAAACAUUGAGGCUGUUCCAGCAGUUUCAACUACCACUGUUCACUCCGCACCAACCGUGGCCACUGUUGAACAUGCCGCUAACCAGUAUAUCCCAGCCUACCGCUACGGAAUCGGCACUUUUGGGUACGGUGUUGGCCACUAUGGUUUCGGUCAUGGUCUUGUUGACUAUGGACUGAACUAUGGCUAUGGUCUCGGCACUCCUGAUGCUUACACGACCCUUCUUCGAAAAAAGAAGUGAAUUCCUCGGCAAUUCCGAUUAUCAAGAAACCAGGUGUAAUUCAGCGCAUGGCGAAACAUUUUUUUUGGCGUGCCCAGUGUAAGUAUUUAUGAUAGAAGCUUUUGUACAUAUAAAUAAAAACAUUUACAUAUUUUUCACUCCAAAA